GGCUGCAAUAAGCGCGUCCGCUAAUGGUGAGGGUGGUGAUCGGAUAUGUGCCAGAUGACUGUCAAGUGAGAGGACAAACUAGGACAAAGCGAAGGGAAUCGUUAGCUGUGGAGCUCGAAGCACGCAAUUCAACAGGACCAAGAAUGCAGUCAAUCUCAAGAAAGAACCAAUUCACAGCGAGUGCUGUCUAUUGAAUGAUCAAUUGGGUGAGUGCGUACCUUUUCAGCGGGGGAGGGCAAACCGGGUGGUUGUGGUUCAAGAUGCUCAAUAGGCUUGAGGAGGGGCGGGCAACCAACUC
Messenger RNA from Eremomyces bilateralis CBS 781.70, 298 nucleotides. RefSeq lists its product as uncharacterized. The transcript has a single exon. Bases 24 to 194 code for a protein of 56 amino acids. The record is from RefSeq and is a predicted model, not a curated record. Lineage: Eukaryota; Fungi; Ascomycota; Dothideomycetes; Eremomycetales; Eremomycetaceae.